AUGCAGAAACAAUACGAUUCUUUAAAAUUGGUCAAAGUAGAAAAUGUUGGGGAUUUCGUGUACAAAGUAUCUCUGAACCGCCCAAAUAAAUUCAAUGCGCUGAAUAUGGAAAUUUGGAAAGAAAUCGGAGAUUGCUUCCAGCUAAUUGAUGAAGACCCGGAUUGUCGAGUUGUCAUUUUACAAGGGGAGGGAAAACACUUCUGCUCCGGUCUUGAUUUGGGAGGUGUAUCGUUUUUGAACGGAGACAACGACACCGAUGAUUCUGCAAGAAAAGGUCGAAAUAUUCAUAGAACCAUCAAGUUUAUGCAAAAACAGUUCACUUAUAUCGAUGAGUGCUCCAAACCAGUUAUCCUAGCAAUGCAUGGAUACUGUCUGGGUGCUGCCAUUGACAUUGCGACUGCUUGUGACGUUCGAGUUGCCACGAAAGACGCCGUACUCUCUGUGAAAGAGGUUGAUAUCGGAAUGGCAGCCGAUGUUGGAACAUUGAACCGACUACCCAAAGUGGUAGGCAAUCACAGUUGGAUCAAGGAUGUUUGUAUGACUGCCCGCCAUUUCUCAGCAGGAGAAGCACUUCAAUUCGGUCUUCUCAGUCGUGUCUUUGACACCCGCGAAGAAAUGAUAAAUGAUGUGACGAAGAUGGCAAAACUGAUUGCUUCGAAAAGUCCGGUUGGAGUACAGGGGACGAAGAAUGUUUUAAAUUACGCAAGAGAUCAUUCGAUUGAGAACAGUUUGAAUUAUGUGGCCACGUGGAACAUGUCGCAACUGUUCACUGAUGACCUCAUCAAAGCGAGUAUGGCAUCCUUCUCCAAAAAACCACAGCCUCCAUUUUCAAAGUUGUAA
Messenger RNA from Caenorhabditis briggsae, 840 nucleotides. The record is from RefSeq and is a predicted model, not a curated record. NCBI's taxonomy places the organism in Eukaryota, Metazoa, Nematoda, Chromadorea, Rhabditida, Rhabditidae. The transcript is spliced from 5 exons. Bases 1 to 840 code for a protein of 279 amino acids. Gene Ontology annotation, cellular component: mitochondrion. Gene Ontology annotation, molecular function: delta(3,5)-delta(2,4)-dienoyl-CoA isomerase activity.